This is a messenger RNA of Aspergillus piperis CBS 112811, 870 nucleotides long. RefSeq names its product putative short chain dehydrogenase. The coding region runs from base 1 to 870 and encodes 289 amino acids. NCBI's taxonomy places the organism in Eukaryota, Fungi, Ascomycota, Eurotiomycetes, Eurotiales, Aspergillaceae. Gene Ontology annotation, molecular function: oxidoreductase activity, acting on NAD(P)H, oxygen as acceptor. The record is from RefSeq and is a predicted model, not a curated record. The transcript has 3 exons. Gene Ontology annotation, cellular component: intracellular anatomical structure.
AUGUCUGUUUCCUUCGACACCACUGACGUUGCCCCCGCCCCGGUCCCUGUUGUACAGGAUGGCCCAUGUCUCGGCUCCAAGUCCAGAAUGCCCGAGUUCAGCCUGGCUGGAAAGGUUGUCUUGGUCUCCGGGGCUGCGCGUGGCCUUGGUUUGACCCAAGCUGAAGCCCUUCUGGAAGCGGGUGCCAAAGUCUACGCUCUUGACCGUCUGGAUGAGCCUUCCCCCGAAUUCGCCGUUAUCCAGGAGCGCGCUCUGCAAGAGCUGGGUACUGAGCUUCACUACCGUCGCAUCGAUGUCCGCGACACAGAGCUGCUGAACACCGUGAUUGAAACCAUUGCCAACACUGAAGGCCGAAUGGACGGUCUGGUGGCGGCGGCCGGAAUCCAACAAGAGACCCCCGCGCUGGAGUACACAGCCAAGGAUUCCAACACCAUGUUUGAGGUGAACGUCACGGGAGUGUUCAUGACCGCUCAGGCAGUCGCCAAGCAAAUGAUUCGCUUCGGAAAUGGAGGCAGCAUCGCCCUAAUUGCGAGCAUGAGUGGCACCAUUGCCAAUCGGGGUCUCAUCUGCCCCGCUUACAAUGCCAGUAAGGCUGCCGUGAUCCAACUUGGCCGUAACCUCGCCUCUGAAUGGGGUCAAUACAAUAUCCGCGUCAACACUAUCUCCCCUGGAUACAUUGUCACCGCCAUGGUCGAGAAGUUGUUCGAGCAGUUCCCCCAGCGCCGCGACGAGUGGCCCAAGCAGAACAUGCUCGGCCGACUGUCCGCUCCUAACGAGUACCGCGGUGCAGCAGUCUUCCUCCUCAGCGACGCCAGCAGCUUCAUGACUGGUAGCGACCUUCGCAUUGACGGUGGUCACGCCGCAUGGUGA